Molecule: messenger RNA, 1230 nt
Organism: Stylonychia lemnae
Lineage: Eukaryota; Ciliophora; Spirotrichea; Sporadotrichida; Oxytrichidae
Source: the annotation of a GenBank genome assembly
AUGGAAAGUGCAGACUAAUCUAAAGAGAAUAAUCUUUACCUUGAGAAGAAUACUGAGUUGAGACAGUUACUUGAAGCCUUAUCAUUUGAGAUCAGAAACAAGCGCCCUAAAAACAUUGUAAAAUAUUUCAAUCAUUCAGAAAAUAAUUCUUAUAUCUAGCCAUAAUUUUUACUGAACUACUUGAGCUUUAAUUAUGGGGAAAGAGCUACAAUUGCCAACAGAUAACUCGAAUCCUCACUGUAGUCUGAGCUCAAGAGACUUGAGGCACUUUAGGACGAUGACGAUUAUAUUGAUAUCUUGCCAGAGCAGGUAGUUAAAAAUGCCAAGAAAGGUCCACGUACUUCAGUGAGUGCUGAGGCAUUUGGUCACUGGAAUAAGAAAAGUGAUUUUAAAGCAAGAAUCGUACAAAAAUCUGAAGAGACGAAAGAUAAAAUCAGAUAGAGACUAGGACAAUCGUUCCUCUUCAAUUCACUGAAUACUGAUGAGUUUAAGAUCGUAGUUGAUGCUAUGGAAGAAAAGAGAUACAGUGCUGGACAGAACAUCAUUCAGUAAGGGGAAGACGGUUAUGAAUUAUUUGUUGUUGAGUAAGGUAAACUAUCAUGCUUUAGAUUGUUCCCUGGAAACUCAUAAGCCACGUUCUUGAAACAUUACGAGGCAGGAGAUGCCUUUGGAGAGCUGGCCCUGUUAUACAAUGCUCCUAGAGCGGCAACUAUUACUGCUGACACAGAAUGCCUUUUGUGGUGUCUCGACAGAGAGACUUUCAACCAUAUUGUUAAAGAUUCAUCUAGAAACAGAAGAGAAAAAUACGAGUCAUUUUUGGCAAAAGUAAAAAUCCUUGAGAGCAUGGAUUCUUACGAGAGAUCGACUUUAUCUGAUGCCUUUGUGGAGGAGGUAUUUAAAGCAGGCAAUCAUGUAAUAAGAGCUGGUGACGAGGGAAAUAAAUUCUAUUUGAUUGAAGAGGGAGAGUUAAUUGCUACCAAGCAAAUGGCAAAUAAUGAAGAGGCAAAGGAAGUCAUGAAAUAUAAAGCUGGUGAUUAUUUCGGAGAGAGAGCAUUGAUUUAAAAUGAACCAAGAGCUGCCAAUGUAAUUGCUAAAACCGAUUGCAAAUUAGUAAGUUUGGAUAGACACAGCUUCAAGAGGUUAAUGGGACCACUUGACACUAUUCUAAUAAGAAAUAUGGAGGUCUACGAAGCAUAUAAAGCCACUGAUUCAAAGAAAGGAAAAUUAUGA